AUGGAAUCAGAAUUCGAUGAAGUUAUGAAAGAUCCCAUUUUUUCACAGAUUAUGGUUAUCCAGAAGAAUGAUCUGAAGUUUUCGGCGAGGUUGGUACACUCUUUCUUGUGUAAGGAGUUGAUGACAAGCAGGAGACUUGAGAAGUGGUUCACUUUCGCUAGGAGACCUCUGCGUUUUGGAUUGCAAGAGUAUCAUGCUGUCACUGGUCUGAAAGUGAAGCGAGAGAAUAACAGUGGGUUAGUGACAUGGAAAGACGAUGAUGGUUUUUGGAGCAAGCAGAUAAAGACAAAUGGAAAAAUAAAUUUGCAGAUCAUAAAAAAGAAGCAUUUGAAAGAGAGCAAUACCUGGACUUGGGUUGAUAGGGUGAGACUGAUAUAUCUUUGCGUUAUUAUGGGUGUGGUGAUGGGGAAGGAUGAGAAGGUGAAUAUCCCGCAUCUGUACAUGAAGUUGGCGAUGGAUUUGGAGAAGCUUCGGAAUUACCCAUGGGGUCUAUAUUCGUUUGAUUUCCUUCUGAAGCAAAUUGAUAAAACAAGGCAUAAAUUAGAGCAGAAAGAGGGGUAUCUGAUGGAAGGAUUCUUGUUUGGUUUCCAAAUUUGGAUAAUGGAAGCUGUUCCUACUUUAGGAGAGAUUUGUGGCACAAAAGUCAGUAAAAAUUUUACAGGUCCACUGUGUGGUAAUUGGAGAGGAUGUGCAAAAUGUUCUUAUGAAGAUAUCAUUGGCGUUGAGAACUUAUUCCCAGAAAACGGGAUUUUGCAUUCAUUCAUGGAAUCCCACAUAAAUGGAGUGGUCCUUUUGGUAACUGAUUUUGUACAGAAGGAUGAGAAGAAAGAUGAAAGAGUAGAUCGCAUUUUGGAUAUGAUCAAUAGUAAACAUGAUUGGAACAAUCAUGUUUGGGGAGUAAAAGAAACUACGAACUCUAAAUUUGAGGAAUCUGGCGAAGAGAAAGUAGAGGAUCAAACAGCUGAUACUGAGAGAGGUGAAAAUAGUCAUGUUGCAGGGAAUGUUGAUGGCACAGCUGAUGUUUCGGGAAGAAACAAGAGAAAUCAUGCAGACAGAGGAGCAGAGUCAAGGAAGAAUAAUGUUUUGUGCCACCUAGCUGCUUCAUCAAAAGGAAAUAUUGACACAGAUAUGAAAAAUUUCUUGGAGGAUCUGGUACAAGCUUCUUUUACUACUUUUGGGGAGAAAUUCUGUCAGCAGUUCUCGGACAGAUUGGGUAAGAUUGAGACUGAGGUUACACAACUCAGGACAGCUUCGGAGAGAACUGAGCAAUUUGAGACCGUUGUAACCGACAGAUUGGGGAAAAUUGAGGCUGAGGUUACACAGCUCAGGACAAGUUUAGUGGUGACUGAAUUGGUGGGAAAGAGUGAUCAAGCAAGCGGUCCUAGCUUGACCAAAAUUAACAGUGGUCCUAGCACCAGCAAAAAAGGCACUGCUCCAUCAAAGAAAAAGGUAACUACUAAGAGAAAGAGUUAA
Molecule: messenger RNA, 1473 nt
Organism: Brassica napus (rape)
Lineage: Eukaryota; Viridiplantae; Streptophyta; Magnoliopsida; Brassicales; Brassicaceae
Exons: 2
Coding region: 1-1473 (490 amino acids)
Source: RefSeq, a predicted model, not a curated record